Molecule: messenger RNA, 3962 nt
Organism: Cynoglossus semilaevis (tongue sole)
Lineage: Eukaryota; Metazoa; Chordata; Actinopteri; Pleuronectiformes; Cynoglossidae
Product: nesprin-2-like
Exons: 12
Coding region: 303-2090 (595 amino acids)
Cellular component (GO): membrane; nuclear envelope; meiotic nuclear membrane microtubule tethering complex
Molecular function (GO): protein binding
Source: RefSeq, a predicted model, not a curated record
GUCAGAGGGGCGUGGCCUGCCGUCUCCCUGCAGCAGGUAGGUUCAGGUGACGUGCUGCCGAUCACAGGCUGGUUUCCUGCUUCAGUCCCAGGUGGACGUCAUUGCAGCUGAUUCUUGGUCUUCUUCUUCUUCUACCACUACGUCUUCUCCUUCUCUAACUAAUAUCUGGUCUCCUUGGACCACGGACGUGUCGGUUAAUUACUGUGUUUCCCUCCACUGUGGAUUAAUCGGUAUUUUGAUGCGGUUUCCUAAGAUGAGCUGAUCAUCUGCUGCAGGUGCCUUCCACAGGUGAAGCUGAGGUGAUGUCAGAAUGGCUGCAGUCAGACUCCGUCAGAGAAGAUGUUCCAACUCUUCACACUGACAGACCUGUCUCACCUCCAGAGGGCGUGAGAGGCAUGGAGUCGUCUGUCAGUGGGUUCGAUUCCCAGGUUGUUUUCACAGGAUCCAUCCUGGAGUCCACAGGAGGAAACACAGAGGAAACAGACGAAGAAGAAGACCUGAUGAGAUGUGGGAGACUGGAGACACGCUGGCUCCUCUGGCAUGAGUUCAUGAAGGAACACCAACAACUGGAUGCUUGGCUGCGAUUGGCUGAACAGGCCGUGACUUCUCCAAACUUCCAUGUGACCUACAGUGCUGCCAAAGAAGAACUGAGGAUGCUUGAGAGGCUGCAGUAUGAGGCAGGGCCUCGACUGGUUCAGUUAGACAGUCUGACUCACAGAAAUCGAACGCUGACCCGACUCUUCCGUGGUGCCAUGAGGGCUCGACUGUUGGCAUCGGCGAGGGACUGUGGCCAACGAUGGGACCAAGUGAACGCCAAACUGGAGUCCACCAGAGCGAGGUUAAAGAGCUUGGUCUCAGAGUGGGAGGAGUUUGAAGCGGAGGGGGAGGAGCUUGCUCUGUGGUUGACUAACCUGGAGGUCCGUCUGACUGAAGUGGACCACCUGAAUGAAAACACCUGUGAAAAACUGAGGCAGCUGCAGUCCUUCCAGAAAUGUGUGUGUGAGAACUCUGGCCGUGUAAACACACUCCUGCAGCACGGUGAGGAGUUGAUCCAGCGCAGCGAGGCGAGUGACGCACAGCGAGUAGAGUGCCGCCUGCUGGAGCUGCUGCGCCACUGCAGCCAUGUCUACAACAACAUUGCACGGACACACACGCGACUCCUCAGCAUGAGACUGGUGUUUGAAGACGACUGGAUCCUGUCCCAGGCCUCAGACUCAGGUUGUCCCUCAGAGACCCCUAUUGAGGAGGAGCCUGUGUUUGAUAAACCUCGGCCUGACUCUGCUCCUCCUCCAGCCCGUCUUGGAGAAUUCAGCCAAUCAAACUCUGCCAUAACUGUACCGUUAGAACUGCCCUCACCCGUUCACCACCCACUUCCCCCGUCAUCCUCCUCUCCUACCCAUGAGCACCUUGGGUUGGAAUGGGACCCCUCAGUGGAUAUCGGUCGUUCUGUUUCCUGCAACGACGCUGACUCAUCGUAUUUCAGCAUCAGCACAGGACAGUGUAACGGAGAUGACCUGAAGAGGUGGAGUUACCUCAGUUCCCUCAGCAGCUGGUCUGGCAUCAGCAAUGACAUCACAAACCAGGAAACUGACCAACCAAGCCCAUGUCUGGACCACACUGACGUCUUCUCAGCUGCAGCUCCUGGGCUGGUGGAACCGUGGCUGAUCAGAGAUCAGUGUGUGACCUCCACACCGGACAGACCAGACGGUGAGCAGGUCAGUCUGAAGGGCAGGCGUUUGAGGGCGUGGCUGGGAGACCAGAGCCCCGCCCCUCCUGGGAAUCUGAGCGUCUGUUCCAGAGCAGUUCAGACUGAAGAGGAGCUGAAGGUUGAAGACUUUUCUUUUUGUGAGGAGGACGACUGCUGUUUGUCCGAACACAGUGUGACCUCCAGCACAGCCUCACCCAUCCUCAGCUCCUCCUCUCCUAUUGGCCUGCACUCCCGCCUCCUCUUCGUCCUCCUGGCAGCAGCUGUGGUCGUGCUUGCCGUGUUGAUGGCGUUGGUCCAGGACUCACCGUGUCAUCGUAGCAGCAGGUUGACACACGGCUACCACCUGACACUAAGAUACAUCAACGGGCCUCCACCCACCUGAGCUUCAACCCCCUUAGACCCCUCCCUCAGCCUCACCCCCCUCAGGUUUUAGACUCCACAGGUUUAACUAACACGUUUUCUCCCUCAAAACUAGAGUGUUCUAGGAAAAUACUCCAGAGUGAAGAUGGGACGACAGCAGGACUGAUGGGUUCAUUCUCACUGAUGACAUCACGUGUGUGGACUGAAGGAUCUCCACAGUCUGUAGUCAGGCUGACGCUGCCACUUAAACUGCCAUCGAUAACAAAUGAAGUUCUUCAACUGCCUCAGUACUUGUUUUUAUACUUUAUACAAAAGUGUGAGUAUUUUUGUACUAGUCUGUACUGCAUCAAAGUCACGGUGAUGUGUGUAAUGUCAGUUGUCUGAGCUGGGAUUAGAAUCCUGGAAAUUAACAUCUGACACAACAUGUGGUCGGACAGAGAUGUUUGAACAACACUGCCUCUACAAGGGUGUUGCCUGUUCAGUGGUUGAGUUUGAUCAGUUUGAUCAGUUUGAUCAGUUUGAUCAGUUUGAUCAGUUUGAUCAGUUUGAUCAGUUUGAUCAGUUUGAUCAGUUUGAUCAGUUUGGUCAGUGUGGUCAGUGUGAUCUGUUUGGUCAGUGUGAUCAGUUUGGUCAGUGUGAUCUGUUUGGUCAGUGUGAUCAGUUUGGUCAGUGUGAUCAUGAGAGCUUCUGAUCUGUGUUACCACUGACAAAGGUCCAAUCAGAAGAACUGAAACAUCUCAGGGUUAUGUGAGUCGUGGACCAGCUGCAGCUGUUAGUGAGAUAAUACACAGAUAUUGUCUCUUUGUUCUGAAGGUUAAAUUGGGAACAGGUCGGUGGUAGGUUCUUCUGUUUAUUGGUCAACUCCUAAAGACCUGGAGCUGUCCCCAUAGACUGUUGGUCACGGUCUACAUAUUUAUGACUCCAACAUUGACUUGACAUUUCUGUGUGUUUCAUAUGAACAGAGCUACAGCGUGUCUGAUACAACAACACAUCUGUCACCUGCAGGCUGUUGUGUUUGUCAAACACUAGUAAAACUCCAAAGAGUCUACAGUGCACUGGAGCCUGAGGCUCAGAGUCGGUCGUAGGUUUGGUUGGUGGUGAGCUGAUGAUAACCAGUCAAACCUCUGUGGUCAUGUUAGGGGUUGUGGGUAAAUGAACUUGGGUAAUUAGUUAACACUGAUGAGCUCCUCAGCCAAACAGAAUCUGAAAUUCUGAACAAUUAUUGAUAAAAUAAUGAUAUUCAUAAUAAUAAUGACCAAAUGAUUUAAAUCCAAAACACACACGGAGUUCAUAUCUUCAUCUGCUAAGAUUUUUUUCCACCCUGUUCGAGUCCCUCGGGACAGAAGUCACAGGACCUGCAGAUAUGCACUUAGUGUGUGAACAAUGAAUGGUUCUGGUCCGAACACAGGCUGAACCUGGAACAGAGGUGUGACUGUAGCAGACCAGGUCGGCUCAGACCUGAGGAGGAGCAGGAAUGAUAAUGACUGGUGGACGACUGCCAGGACCGCAGAGUCACUCCAGGACUGACCGUCACUUUGGUUGUGUGUGUGUGUGUGUGUAAAUGAACAGAGUUUGAUUUAAUCCAGAUGAUGUUUUAUUCCAUCUGCUGAUUUUGUGACUGUGGAAUAAAAUGUUUGUUUGUUUUGUUUGAGCAGGAAAAUGUCAGGAAUGUGCGUGUGACUGAAUCAAAAACAAAUAUCUGAUUUUCUCCGAGGAUGUGAUGGUGGUGAUGUGAUCAUGUCAUGUGGUGAUGAUGAUGAUGAUGAUGAUGAUGAAGUCUCUGUAAAGGGUCAGCUGCCAUUUCAUUAGUUUGUCAUAAAGUAGUUUUUUCUGGAUCCUUCAGGUCAACAGUUUUAUAUAUUUGAAGAAGAAAUAAAUGACAUGUAUUCACAUA